Molecule: messenger RNA, 5823 nt
Organism: Osmerus eperlanus (European smelt)
Lineage: Eukaryota; Metazoa; Chordata; Actinopteri; Osmeriformes; Osmeridae
Product: collagen alpha-5(IV) chain-like
Exons: 50
Coding region: 312-5288 (1658 amino acids)
Biological process (GO): extracellular matrix organization
Cellular component (GO): collagen trimer; basement membrane
Molecular function (GO): extracellular matrix structural constituent conferring tensile strength
Source: RefSeq, a predicted model, not a curated record
ACUGAACCUGCGCAUCGGUAGCAUCGGUACUGAAAGAGGAUGAAUAGUUUUGAAGUUGAUCAUUGACCGUCUGGACUUGACCACCACCCCUUCGAGGUCUGACCUGCCCGUGGGCUGUCCGAAGGCUGGAACGAUGGCCCCUAGCUUAACUUCCUGACUACUGAGAUUCCUCAGAGUCCUCGGUUGGAAGGUGUCAUCUGUUUCCUGUUGGUGUGCGCGCAGGUUGUUGUUUGCAAGAGCGACCUGGAGAGUAAAGAACGUGACUAAGCGGCUGUAGAGAGGAGAGAGACGUUAGCGUAGGCUUCGCGAGGAUGGGGACAACGUGGAUGCUGCUGGUUGUGGUGCUUGGUCUCGUGAGGCUCCGGUACACCGAGGGUAAAGAUUGUGUGUGUACAGGGAAGUCUCCAUGCCAGUGUGACGGAGUGAAAGGUAGCAAGGGGGAUAAAGGUUUUCCAGGAGAGAGAGGUCUCCAGGGGCCUAAAGGCAACGUGGGACCAGAAGGACUUCAGGGACCCCCUGGUCUAAAUGGCAACACCGGCCCUGGUGGACCACAGGGAGCCAAAGGCAAUCGGGGUCCCAGAGGCAGAGAGGGCUAUGAUGGGUCACCAAGCUUACCAGGUGUGCCAGGUAAUCAGGGUCUGCAGGGUCCGACUGGAGCUGCAGGAUGUAACGGAACACAGGGAGAGCAGGGGUAUCCUGGCCAGCCUGGACCCACAGGAGACACCGGACAGCCAGGGGAACCUGGACCUGCAGGACCAAAGGGUGAGUCUUCAUCUGCAGGGGAAGACUGGACCUCAGCGCCACAGCCAGGAAAUACAGGACCACCUGGUGUCAUGGGUUCUCCAGGGUUCCAGGGAGAGCUGGGUCGACCAGGAGAUAUGGGACCUUCUGGAAACAAGGGAUCACCUGGCAAACCAGGGCCUCCAGGACAGAAGGGUCAGGAGGGUCGUAGCUCCAGCCUGCCAGGACCCCAAGGUGUGCAGGGAGGCAGAGGGUCCCCAGGCCCCCCAGGUCCUAAAGGAAUCAAGCUGUAUGCCCACGCCCCCAAGAACAUGAAGGGAGACAUUGGAGACCCCGGACCGAAGGGCUGUAAGGGAGAACCGGGUAACCCUGGUUCAGGUCUUGGCCAGGCAAGAGGUGUGAAGGGAGAUAGAGGAGAUCCUGGACCUGAGGGGAAGGUAGGCAAGGACGGGGACUAUGGACAGCCUGGGUAUAAGGGACAACAAGGCCUGUUUGGUGAACCAGGAUAUCCUGGAAUAUCUGGAAUAAAGGGAGUGAGGGGUGACCGGGGCCCAGCGGGGCCCCCAGGAGAGCUGCUGUUGGUGGGGGAUCUUACAGGGUCCCGAGGGGACCCUGGUUCUCCUGGGCUCUCUGGCCUCCCUGGACUUCCAGGUGUCCCUGGCAACCCAGGCCUCCCAGGUGCUGCUUCCUCCCAGCGGGGGUCCCCAGGAGACCCCGGUCUUCCUGGGUUCCCCGGGACCAACGGGGACCCUGGAGAGCCCAGCCUCCCCUCCCUGGGCCCCCGCGGCAGGGAGGGGUACCCCGGGCCCUCAGGCCCCCCAGGAGAACCAGGACCCCCAGGCUUGCUAGGAGAGCUAUAUCUUGAUUCUGGGGAGACUCGCGGGCCCACGGGGGUGAAAGGGGUGGACGGAAUCCCUGGUUACCCUGGUUACACCGGCGGUGACGGAUUACCAGGUGCCAAGGGGGAACCCUGUAGGACGUGUCAAAUGGCCGGGUCAGGACUCCCAGGACCUCCAGGUGCACCUGGUCACCCCGGGCAACCAGGGUUUAAUUCCUUCCCUGGGCAGAAGGGGGAGCCAGGAUUCAAAGGAAGCCGUGGUUUCCCAGGGCAACUGGGUGUGGACGGGGUACCGGGUGUGACGGGGUCCCAGGGCCCCAAGGGAGAGUCAGGGUCCUUCUCCCAGAAGGGGGCCAAGGGGGACCAGGGCUCCCUAGGACCAGCAGGCGUGGCUGGGCUGGAUGGACUACCCGGGGCCCCAGGCUCCCCAGGCCCCAGGGGACGACCAGGCCCAAAGGGAGACCCGCACUCGUCUCCAGGGCUGAAGGGGGACCGGGGCCCUGCAGGGGCUGUGGGGCCCCGGGGUGUCCCAGGACCAGAGGGGGCGGCUGGGGCUCCAAGCUUCGGGCCCCUGGGGCCCACAGGAGCCAAGGGGCAGGAAGGGGUACCAGGGCUGCCAGGCACACCUGGACCCCCAGGUCAGAAAGGAGAGUCCAGCAGGAGGGUGGCUGACACCCCCCCAGGCCCCCCGGGACAGAAGGGCUUGGCUGGCCGCCAGGGCCCCCCCGGGGGCAGAGGAGCAGCAGGUGUUCCAGGCUUCUCUGGCUCGCCCGGUCAGAAAGGAGAGAGGGGCUUUGUCUCCGGGGGAGACCAGGGGCCCAAGGGAGAGAGAGGUGAGAAGGGCCUACUUGGUCUACCAGGGUCAGCUGGGCGGGGAUCACCUGGGAAACCUGGACUUCCUGGACUGCCUGGACGUCCAGGGCCAAAGGGGGAAUUCGGACCGGGUGUUCCAGGUCUAGACGGUCCUCCAGGCCCCCAGGGGGAUGAGGGGGCCCUGGGCCCCCCAGGAGACGAGGGCCCUCAUGGGGGCACAGGCAGCUAUGGUCCCCCCGGACUACCAGGCCUGGCUGGAAAUAAGGGUGAUAGAGGUGUCUCAGGUCUUCCAGGUCCUCCAGGUGUAGCUCCUGACUGCACUCUCUGCUUACUGAGUCCUCAUGGCCCCCCCGGCCCCCCAGGGGCCCCCGGCCCCCCAGGUACCAGAGGCGUGUGGGGGGUGAAGGGGGAACCCGGACCCCCAGGCCUGGGCCUCCCUGGUCCAGCCGGCGCCCCUGGCCCCCCAGGCCCCCCCACAAUUGGCCCCAAGGGUUCCCAAGGUCAGAGGGGCCAUGCAGGGAAGGAUGGAUUUCCAGGAGCCCCCGGCGCCCCGGGAGAGCAGGGCCCAGACGGGAGGCCUGGAGUGGGCUGGGACGGAGCCCAGGGGGCCCUGGGUCUACCUGGACAGAGCGGUUCUCCAGGUCCAGACGGAGACAGGGGCCCUCCGGGUUCUCCGGGGCCAGACGGAGAGCCCGGUCUCUCAGGACCCCCAGGACCUCCCUCCAUCACUGACCUCUACGGAUUCCCUGGGGACAUAGGCCCCCCUGGUCAGCGUGGUGCUUCAGGACCUGUAGGGGACCAGGGCCCUCCAGGCUCCAGAGGACCAGUAGGGAGAGAUGGACUGAGAGGAGCACCAGGACCCCGAGGUCCUGCAGGAGACAGGGGGCUGGACAGCAUGUGGCCUGGAGGAGCUGGAGCUGCAGGAGCACGAGGGACCAGGGGAGACAUGGGGACACCUGGUGCUAAGGGCCGUAAGGGAGAGUCAGGAGAGUGGGCAGGGUCUCCAGGCCCCAGCGGCCAGCCCGGCCUGCCUGGAUCCAGGGGGGCAAAGGGAGAGCCCAGCUACGGAGGGUACGGCCACCCUGGACCCAGGGGCCAGAAGGGGGAGCCAGGAGGCGUGGUCGGCCAGGCUGUGAAGGGCCAGAAGGGGGAGCUGGGCUCCGUGGGGUUCCCUGGGGUGACGGGACCCCCAGGACACACAGGGGAGCCAGGACUCCCUGGUCACAACGGCCCCCCAGGCCCCCCUGGCCUACAGGGUUCAGAUGGUGGCCCCGGGACCCCCGGCCCCCCAGGACGUCUUGGAGGGCCAGGACAGCUGGGCCUGCCAGGUCCGUGGGGGAUUCAGGGUCCUAAAGGGAGUCGAGGUUUGGACGGCAUCCCUGGACCCGCAGGUCCAAAGGGGGAGACAGCAACAGUGAGUUCACCUCCAGGCAUGCAGGGUCUGAAAGGACAACCAGGUCCCCACGGCGAUCCUGGUCGCCCGGGCAAAGCGUCUCCAGGACCAGCUGGACCUCCUGGGGACCGCGGCCCCCCCGGGGGUCUGGGCCUCCCUGGUCUCCAAGGUUACCCCGGGCCAGGAGGGCUGUUUCUCCCAGGGCCCAGGGGAGAAGCAGGUCGCCGUGGAAACGUUGGUGCCCCAGGUGACCCCGGAGCCAGGGGACCCCCAGGCUCGUCCGGCCAGGGGCAGAAGGGGGAUUUGGGUGCCCCAGGACGGCAGGGCUACAGGGGGCAGGAUGGACCCAGAGGGGACCCUGGACCUCCAGGUUGGCCGGCCCAGGGAGGGUCUCCGGGGUCUCCAGGACUUGGAGGAGAGCCCGGACCUCCUGGGUACCCUGGACCACCAGGUGACAAGGGUAGCCGUGGCGUCAUCCCCGGGCCGAGGGGACUUCCAGGGGUCAAAGGUUAUCCAGGACCUCCAGGGCCCAGGGCCUCAGGCCUCUGUCUGCAGGUGGUGCACACGGCAGGGGAUCCGGGGCCACCUGGCCCCCCUGGUCACCAAGGGCCGCCGGGGUUUGACGGGUUGCCAGGACAACCAGGGUUCCCAGGGCCUCCAGGGCUGAGGGGGGCCCCAGGCCCCGCCCCUCCCGGUCUGCCGGGGUUCACCGGCCACAAAGGAGACAAAGGAGCCCCCGGACUGACUGGUGAGCAGGGGGCCUCAGGUGCCCUUGGGAACAAGGGUCCUCGCGGCCCCCCUGGCUCGGUGGGGGCGGGGCUUGCUGACAGCUUCCUGUUUGCGCGUCACAGCCAGAGCGUCCGUGUGCCUGCCUGCCCCCCAGGCUCCGCCCCCAUCUACUCUGGAUACUCCCUCCUCUUCAUCAACAGCAACAGCCAUGCCCACGGGCAGGACCUGGGUACGAUGGGCAGCUGUCUGCCUCGUUUCUCCACCAUGCCCUUCCUGUUCUGUGACACGGAGAACACCUGCCGCUAUGCCGCCCGCAACGAAUACUCCUAUUGGCUGUCCACGGACAAGGCUAUACCCCCCAGCAUGGACCCAAUCACGGGAGAGGAGCUGGCCACAUACAUCAGCAGGUGCUCUGUGUGUGAGAGCAGCUAUAACACCAUAGCAGUGCACAGCCAGACCACGUUGACCCCAGACUGCCCUCAGGGCUGGGCAUCGCUCUGGACCGGAUACUCCUUUGUCAUGCAAACUGGAGUAGGAGCGCAGGGUUCCAGCCAGCCCCUAGUGUCUCCGGGCUCGUGUCUGGAGGUGUUCAGACAGGUGCCCUUCAUAGAGUGUCAUGUCCAUGGCACCUGUAACUACUACCCAGACUCCUCCAGUUUCUGGCUGGCCAGCCUGGACCCCAGCAGCAUGUUCAGUAAGCCCCGCCCCCAGACAGUGAAGGGGCGUCGGCUUGAGGAUGUCAUCAGUCGAUGCCGUGUGUGCCAGAAACCAUAGCAACGGCUUGGGUCAGGUUGGAGAUGGGUAUUUGAGGCCACACCCACUAGCAAACACCCUUGAACAAUCAUCGCAAGGUUGAGAGAGUGACCAAUGAGGAAGGGAUGUUUGCAAACCCCCUGGCAGGCCAGAUUCAGCUUUCCUUUAAAUACAGUACAUCUCUAUUUCUAUUAACUAGUUUAGCAAAAGUCGCUUUUUCUCUGCGUAUAAACCAGUAUACUGUAUAUUUUUAUAGUUACAAACUAGUAUUUCAUAUGCAUUCAGCCAAACCAUCUACAGGUGUACAUAAUAGUUAUCACUGCUCCCUGAUCUCUGCCUACAACUUUCUGUGUUUCAAAGACCUGAUCGGGGUUGUGGAUAGUAGGCUGUUUGGAAUAAACUCAGAUUGGAAUAACCAGGAUAUACAGCAGGUAGUGUUUCAUCCUGUCAAACCCUGAAGGCAGGGAGAGAUGUAAGGCUGCAGAGAGGAGAGGGGAGGGAGGGAGAGAUGAGGAGAGGACAAAUGAGGAAAAGGGAGAGAGGGAGAGAGAUAAGG